GAUAAUAGAUAUGAGGAAGAAGGUGAAGUUGUCGCUCAUAGAAAAUGCAACGGCGAGGAGAAAAACAUUCCUGAAGAGAAAAGAAGGACUGCUGAAGAAAGUUAACGAGCUGGUGACUCUUUGUGAUGUCAAAGCAUGUGCGGUCAUCUAUAGUCCGUACCAAUCAACUCCGGAGGUUUGGCCAUCAAGGGAAGGUGUUGAAGAAGUAAUGUCAAAAUUCAUGGAGUGUUCGGUGGGAGAGCGGACCAAGAAUAUGGUGGAUCAAGAGGGUUUUGUAUGUCAAAGCAUCGCCCAAGAAAAUGAGCAAUUGAAUAAGCUGCAUGAGGAGAACCGAAAUUCUCAGAUUCAAGAUUUUAUGUUUGGUUGUCUUGAAGGGAAGAUGGAUGUGCGUCAUCUUGAUGGAAGGGAUAAGGGAGAUUUGAGAUCUUUUAUUGAAAAGUAUCUCAAUGUUGUUACUCACAAGAUUGAGAUCAUUACUAAGAAUGCAGCUGCCCCAAUCGAUUUGAAUCAAAAUCCUAACGUUGAAGAGCAUGAGGACAUUCUCUCCAUGGAAAACAAUCACCAAGAACCUGUAACCGCUCGUCUCGCUGCCCUCACCAUUGCUGAUGCUGAUGUUUCUGCUCCUAACAACACCAAGACGCUUUAGUCUAAGAGAUUUAUUCCGAGUGAAGUGAUUGAUUGUUUGCAUUUUCUGUUUUAUUUCCAUCUUAGAAGACAAAAUUCAUAUAAGAUGUCUUCUUUU
Camelina sativa (false flax) is the source of this 742-nucleotide messenger RNA. The record is from RefSeq and is a predicted model, not a curated record. Lineage: Eukaryota; Viridiplantae; Streptophyta; Magnoliopsida; Brassicales; Brassicaceae.